Molecule: messenger RNA, 28395 nt
Organism: Epinephelus moara (kelp grouper)
Lineage: Eukaryota; Metazoa; Chordata; Actinopteri; Perciformes; Serranidae
Gene: macf1a
Product: microtubule actin crosslinking factor 1a
Exons: 106
Coding region: 1959-26216 (8085 amino acids)
Biological process (GO): wound healing; regulation of focal adhesion assembly; regulation of microtubule-based process
Cellular component (GO): actin cytoskeleton; cell junction; cytoplasm
Molecular function (GO): cadherin binding; keratin filament binding; structural molecule activity
Source: RefSeq, a predicted model, not a curated record
AGUCUAUGGGAUAAUGGAGACACAAGCAUUGGCGAUGUUCUAACAAGCAAAUGUUGCUAGCUACUGUCAAUUCCAACAUGGUUCAUAAAUUGUGUGUUGGUUGCAUAAUUGCAAAGUUGUUUGAGCACAGUUUUGGUUGAUUUCCUGCUAUACCAGUUCCUACUACUUGUUGGCGUCAGAUCAAGACUGUGAUCUCUGACAAGAUAUGAAAGCUUGAGCUCCUUUUAUCUCUUCUCUUAAGCGUUUGGCCACAGUUUCCUGGUGUGAACUCAAGCAGAAUCAAACCCUUAUACCACCAUUAGACUCCACUUCCAAUGUCACUGCUUUUCUUCCACCAUUUACACUACUUACACGUGGCCCUCAGAUCCUGAAGUGCAGGAUGCCGUUGCAAGUAUUUUGAGUCAACCUGCUGGUUGUCAUGGCACUAGACCUCAUCUGGCCUAACUUGCCCUCUUAGCUGCAUGUGUGUGUGUGUGUGUGUGUCCGUUACAUGUUGAAAACCAGGUAAUUAUUUACCACGUGGUGUUUAUUUUUUCAUGAGGUAAAAUAAAAGGGAGAGGACAGAGCUGAUAAGACAUGUAUAGAGAGAGGGAGUGUGAGAAAGACUGUGCCCGAGCUGAUUGACUGAUCCUGAUUCAUUGUGUUUUAAUGUAUACUGAUACAUUCUUAUGGUGCACACACUAGUGCUGAAAUGAUUGGUAGAUUGAGUAGUGUAGGAGUUCAUUGUUGUCCUUUAUUAAGCAAAAAUGGUAAUUAUUUGUGGUUGCAGAUUUUCUACUUAUCUUUCUCUUAUGUCUUUGUAAAUUAAAUAUCUGUGGGCUUUGGACCACUGGUUGGACAAAACGAGAUUAAAAGAGCAUUACUUUGUGCAUAGGGGCAUUUGUUAGUCUUUAAUUGAUUAAUUGUAAAGAUAAUUGAGGGAUUAAUCAAUAUAACAAAUAUUUGCCAACCUAGCAGAGACUAUGUGAGAUCCCCUCAUUUUUAUCUGGUGCAGCACGGUGACUUAAUUCUCCAAAUUUACAGUAAUAAGACAGUUUAGUGGCAGACAAGUGCAGAGGCGUACUGUCAGCUAAAAUAUUGACAUUAGUAGAGGAACACAUGCAUGAGAUGAGCAAGACGAUGCAGUAAAAUUAGAAAAAGGCAGAAAAGUGGGCGUUUGAGAAGCUUCUGCUCGUGUGCUGCUCUGUAAUCAGCUCCAGUAUGUUGAUCCAGCAGGCAGCUGAAAGUCACACACACACACACACACACACACGAAGAAGACAAUGUGAAGCAGACUGCAUGACAAAUGUGACAGUCAAACAUUCAUGCACAAACUCAACAACAUACCACGCUACUUUGAAAAAAAAAAAAAAAAAAAAAGAAGCACAGCUGAGCUCUGAGUAAUAAAACACGCCCCCUUUUAAAAAAAAAAAAUUCCUUCUCAUACACACGCUCACACUCACUCACUCUAGACGCAAGUGAAACACAUGUUUCUGGCUCUGGCAGUGACAUCACCCGCCUUGUGGUCAAAGUCCAGUUCCUCUAUCCGGCUUAGAGCUGCUAACACACCAGUCAGUCAGUCAGUCAGCGCUACCGUAACCACUGACACUCGGCAGAGGGAAGACCGGUAGAAGAAGAAGAAUAGAAGCGAGUAAGAGAUGAGGGAUUAUCUACGUGAUUAAGGAUGGCUCUUCUUUGACAGCCUGGAUCCAGCGGGCCGCACUGAUCAACUGCAGCCUCCUUCUCCUCCCUCCUCCUUCUCCUCCCCCUCCUCUUCCCACUACCUGCUCUGUUUUCAUUCUUACCACUUCACUUGUAUCACUCUCCUUGUGGUUUCUAGUUCACUUUUCCACUCCAUUUCUUUGCCACCAUUUCUUACCAGUUUCCUGUACUGUCCCUCUACUUUUACUUAGUUAUUUCUCUGUCUUUUCAUUCCUCUGUCCCCCUCUCUCUUCCUCUCUUCUCUCUGGGAGGGAGGGAUGAGUGCCACGGCUGCUUACAGGCAGUUCCUCCAGGAUCUGGAGGAGAAAAGAGAUGAGCGGGACAGGGUGCAGAAGAAAACCUUCACAAAAUGGGUCAACAAGCAUCUCAUCAAGGUGAGGAAGCACAUCACAGAUCUGUACGAGGACCUGAGGGAUGGACACAACCUGAUUUCCUUGCUGGAGGUCCUCUCUGGAGUCACCCUGCAACAGAAGAGCGGCCCUCCAUUGAAAAGGGCAUACGCCUCGCGGGCCCCCCCUCUCAUCUUGCUCAGAGGGGAGGAUGAGGAGGAGGAAGGAGCUCAGGGACCCAGAGAAAAGGGGCGAAUGAGAUUUCAUCGACUACAGAAUGUCCAGAUAGCGCUGGACUUCCUCAAACAGAGACAGGUCAAACUUGUGAACAUCAGGAACGAUGACAUCACCGAUGGGAACCCCAAGCUGACGUUAGGUCUCAUCUGGACCAUCAUCCUUCACUUCCAGAUUUCAGAGAUUUAUGUGAGUGGUGAGUCAGGCGACCUCACAGCCAAAGAGAAGCUGUUAUUAUGGAGCCAGCAGGCGACAGAAGGCUACCCCGGCCUCCGCUGUGUCAACUUCACCUCAUCCUGGAGCGACGGACGCAUGUUCAACGCUCUGCUGCACAGAUACAGGCCAGACCUGAUCAACAUGGAGGUGGUGUCGCGGCAGAGUAACCGCGAAAACCUCGAGCAGGCCUUCGAGAUCGCCGAGUCGCUAGGGGUGACCAGACUGCUGGACGCUGAGGACGUUGAUGUUCCAUCUCCAGAUGAGAAGUCGGUCAUCACCUAUGUCUCCUCCAUCUAUGAUGCCUUCCCCAAGAUCCCUGAGGGAGGAGAGGGCAUCGCCGCACAGGAGGUGGACCAGCGCUGGUCAGAGUACCAGUCCAGGUUCUCCUCUCUGCUCCAGUGGAGCCGCCAGCAUACGGCCCUCAUGGCCAACAAAAACUUCCCACAAAACCCUGUGGAACUCAAGGCACUUUACAACGAGUACGUCCAUUUCAAAGAGACGGAGAUCCCUGCGAAGGAGAAUGAGAAAGGUCACAUAGAACACCUCUACAAACUGCUGGAGGUGUGGAUAGAGUUCGGUCGUAUUAAGCUUCCUCAGGGCCUCCAUCCCAAUGACCUCGAGGAGGAGUGGGGCAAACUCAUCCUGGAGAUGCUGGAGAGAGAGAAGGCUCUACGGCCGGCUGUGGAGAGGCUAGAGCUGCUGCUUCAGAGGGCCAAUAAGAUCCAGAACAUGGCUCUGGACUGUGAGGAGAAACUCACGCUCGCUAAGAACACACUCCAGGCUGACAUGUCUCGAGUGGAGAGCGGCGAGGCGGUGCAGUGUGAGCGAGAGCUGGCCUGCUACCUGCAGGACUGCGAGACUCUGAUCAGACAACUCAACCAGGAACUGAAAGUCCUCCGAGAUGAGAAAUACUACCAGGUGGAGCAGCUGGUGUUCAGAGUGUCCUGCCUUCAGGAGGAGCUGGUCUCCCUCAGACUGCAGUGCUCCAGUGUCUACAGGAAAGGCAACUUCACCCAGGCGCUGGGCACCACGGGGGCAGAGUACCCCAGCCAGAGAGCCACAGACAGCGGCCUGACGUUGGGCCAGACACUGCUGGGAGCUGUGGGGGCUGUGGGUGCAGUCGGUGCUGCACUCCUGCGGCGACCCACAGCUCGCUCUCAGCUGGUGGCUAUGUCGUCAUCAGAGGACGAGGGGAGCCUGAGGUUCAUCUAUGAGCUGCUUGGAUGGGUGGAGGAGACGCAGGAGCUUUUGGAGCGUGCUGAAUGGGGCGCAGACCUUCCCUCUGUAGAAAACAACCUCCAAGAGCACAACUCCAUACACACUGCAGUGGAAGAGCUAAUGAGUGGCCUACAGGAGGCACGCAGCUACGAGGCUAAAGUUUCUCCAAACUUCAAGAGCAGUUACUCUGAAACCCUGGCCAAGCUGGAGCAUCAAUACUGCAAACUACUGGAACAUUCGUCAUGGCGCCUGCGGAGCUUGGAGAGCCUGCAUGCAUUUGUGUCGCACUGCACUGAGGAGCUGAUCUGGCUCAACGAGAGGGAAGAGGAGGAGAUUGCCUUCGACUGGAGCGACAACAACACCAGCAUGAACGCCAAGAGAGACUUAUACAGCGAAAUGAGGUUAGAGCUGGAUGAAAAACAAGACGUGAUGCGGUCGCUCCAGGAAACAGCCAACCGUCUGUGUCUCGAGAACCAUCCAGCCAAACAGACUGUGGAGGCAUACAGUGCAGCCCUGCAGACUCAGUGGCAGUGGGUGAACCAGCUCUGUGUGUGCGUGGAGCAGCAUCUCAAAGAUAACACGGCAUACUUCCAGUUUAUGAGCGAUGCUCGGGACUGUGAGUCGUAUCUACGCCAGCUUCAGGAAACCAUCAAGAGACAGUACACCUGUGACAAGAACAGCAGACUGAGCAAACUGGAAGACCUGCUGCAGGACUCAAUGGAGGAGAAGGAGCAGCUGAUUGAGUACCGCAGCACGGUGGCAAGCCUGGUCGGCCGAGCGAAGACGGUGGUGCAGCUCCGCCCCCGCAACGCUGAGAGCACCCUGGGAGCCACAACACCCAUUAAGGCCAUCUGUGACUACAGACAGAUAGAGAUCACAAUAAACCGAGGCGAGGAGUGUGUGCUUGAGGACAACUCCCAGAGGACCAAGUGGAAGGUUAUCAGCACGACAGGGAAUGAGGCCAUGGUCCCCUCGGUGUGUUUCACCGUCCCACCUCCAAACCAGGAGGCCAUGGACACAGCCAGCAGGACGGAGCAGCUUUAUCAGAAGGUCAUGUCUCUCUGGCAUCAGCUACAUGUGAACAUGAAGAGUGUAGUGUCCUGGCACUACCUGCAAAAAGACAUCAGGACUGUCUCCGGAUGGAACCUGGACACGGUUCGUUGUCAGUCCCCAUCAGAGCGGCAACAGGUCCUGGAUCAUUUGGAGUCUCAGUUGGCUGACUUCCUGUCUGACAGCAAAGAGAGUUCCAUGUUCACACCAGGUGAAAGACGAGAGCUUGAGAGGGAUGUUCAGCAGGCCCAACAGCACUGCAAAGACUUGCUGCACAACAUGGAGACCGUGGAGAAAGAUGAGUCAGUCUCUCGGUCAUACCUGUCAGAGCUGCAGAACAUCACCCUUCAGCUAAAGGAGGCUGAGCAGAGACUGAUGAGGGCAAUUGAAACUCCACCCCCCAGCCGACUGUCAGGUGACAGUGCUGACAACACUGUCCAGAUAGCGGAGCAAGAGAAGCUGCAGUCAGAGCUCGAUGUCCUGCGCUCCAGUUUGGGUGAUGUGUCUCGGCGCUGCGUCAGUUUCUUUGAGGAGAAGUCAACAUCAUCCAGCGUUCCCAUCCUCCGGUCUGAGCUCAAUCACGCCGUGGAGAAGACUGACAAACUGCACAACCUCUCGUCUGUCUACCUAGAAAAGUUAAAAACAGUAGACAUCCUGAUGCACAGCCUAGAUGAAGCAGAGAGCGUGGUCAGGAAGAACGAGAGCAGACUAAGUGAAGAGGACAUUGUGCCUGCUGACACGACGGCCAUUCAAAACCUCAGAGAUCAACUAGGGAAGUGGCAGGCUGAGCUUGUCGAGCACGAAGGUAUCUUCCAGUCUCUGCAGUCGGAGGUAGGUCGGGCCAAAGAGGCGGGGUCUCAGCUCAGCAGGCUCCACCCAGACCGCAGCCCAGAGCUGGAGCGCUACCAGGAGAGAGCCAAUCAGAUGACAGAGAGGUGGAGCGGAAUCAAGAGACAAAUGGAGACACGACGAACCGAUCUAGACGCCCUGGGCUCGGCCCUGCAGCAGUACAGAGAUGGUCAUUCUGCUCUGAUCAAAUGGAUCGAAGAAACGACAGAAAGACAAGAAAACACACAACCUGGACAGACAGACAGCAAAGCACUGUCUGAACAGUUGGCCCAGCAGACGGCAUUAGUAGCUGAGAUUGAACAGAACCAGACCAAACUGGACGAGUGCCAGACUCACUCCAAACAGUACUGCACCUCAGUGAAGGAUUAUGAACUGCAGCUGAUGACCUACAGAGCCUUUGUAGAAUCUACACACAAGUCACCUGUCAAGAGGAGGAGGAUGCACUCUUCCUCUGACGCCAUCACUCAGGAGUUUAUGGACUUGCGCACACGAUACACAGCCUUGGUCACCUUGACGACCCAACAUGUAAAGUACAUCAGUGAUGCAUUGAGAAGACUAGAAGAAGAAGAGAAAGAGGUGGAGGAGGAGAGGCAGGCCAGGGUGGGGCAGGUUUCAGACCUGCUUGGCUGGGUCAAAGGCCUCCAGGGGCGGACUGGGGGCCCCAACGCUGAGUCUUCACUUGCUGCUCAACAGGCCAUCAGUGAACAGCUGGCAGCCAAGAAAGAUGAAGUGGCUGAAGCCAUAAGGAGCACUCAGGUCUUCCUGCUAUCAAAACAGGCCAGCAAGUUGUCCCCAGAGGAGCGAGCUCAAGUUGAGGCCCAGCUGGACGAGCUGACGGCCACGUACAACCAGCUGUGUGACAGUUCCACCCAGCAGCUGCAGCAGCUGGAGCAGCAACUGGCCAAAGAGGAGGAAAGAAAGAGCCAAAUUGCCAUUGCUGGAGUAAUUGACUUGGGAACAGUGGAAACAUUCCCAGUGUUCCAAGCAGCCCAACGUGGUCUUAUUGACCAGGACACCUGCCAUGUACUACUGGAGGCCCAGCUAAUUAUGGGUGGACUCCUUCAACCUGACUCUUCUAGCAAUCUUUCACUGGAACAAGGACUAGCUCAAGGCCUUAUUGACACCCAUACCAGACAGUCCCUUUCUGAGCUAGAGAGUGCCUUGCUUCUGGUGGAAAAUACUAAAGAUGACCAACAACAAAAUGUGUUACCAGUAGCUUCAGCCAUGGAGUUCGGGCUCAUCAGAGAGGAGGAGGGACUUCGUAUUUUAGAACUCCAGAUGAACACUGGCGGCCUGAGAAUCUCAACAGGAAAAAUGUUGAGUUUGGAGCAAGCAGAUGACAUGAAACUUUUGACUCCCAGAAUCUUCACCAAACUCCAGUCAAGGCAACAACAUAGAGAGCUGAUUGAUCCAAACACAGCUGAAAAAUUAAACCUAUAUGAGCUACAACAGCGCUGUGUCCUUGAUGAUGACUCAGGUCUACUUCUUUUCCCCGUCAAGCAGCAGCCUGGAGGAACGGUUUGCCUCCGGUCUGGAAGAAAAGUUGGUAUCUUCCGUGCAGUUCAGGAAGGUCUGAUUGAUCGGAAAGUUACAGUACGACUUCUUGAAGCUCAGCUCUUUGCUGGUGGUAUCACUGACCCGCGGUCUGGCCACCGGCUGACAAUUGAUGAGGCUGUUCGUCAUGGGCUUAUGGACCAGGAUCUAGCCUGUGCCAUGUUAGCACGACAGCUGCAGAAUGGGGGAAUUCUUGACCCUUUCAGUGGAGAACGCCUAGAUUUGGAAGAGAGUAUUCGCAGGGAUCUUCUCUCUCCUCGUUUGGCUCUGUUGGCCCUUGAGUCCCUUUGGGCUUUUAUGGGAAUACUCUGGCCUGAAUCUGGAGAACUCCUGCCAAUUGUUGAGGCUGUUCAACAAGGAGUGAUCUCAGGAGAGCUAUCAAGGAACAUCCUAAGGCAGCGACAUGCCAUUGGAGCUCUGUACAAUCCAGAAACUCUUCAGGUGCUUCCCCUAAAUGUGGCUGCUGAAGAGGCCCUUGAGCCCAGUGCAGUCAGUUUUCUCAAAGACAUCCACAUCCCAGAUGUUCUUCCCAACAUGAACCAGUCAGGUACCCCAUCUCUAAACCGCUUGAGCUGGGGUUCCACUAGCUCCUCUCCACCUCCAUCCUCUCCACCACCUUCAUCAUCUCCCACAGGCCUUUUCUGGGAUGCAACACCAACACAUACAAUGAAUCCUGAAGAACAAGCAAAACACAAACUACUGUUUCACCUCAUGACUCACAGUUAUGUGGAUGUUCAUUCUGGAAAACGUUUGGUGUUGCUUGACCCUGAGUUGGUGGAGCUGGUCAAAGCUGCUGAACUGGUUGCUGGAGACUCUGUGAAUAGAAGUCAAGUUGAGCCACAAAGCAGUUUUAACAAAGAUGAGCAGAAGGAGAUGCAAAUAAUGAGAGAGUCUAGUUUGGCAGAUAAAGGAAUGAAUGACAAACAAGUUGAGGUUGAGGCGCAAAGUUCCAGUGUAGUCACACCAAACCAAAAAUCUGAGACGAAUGGUACAGGCAGUGUCAAAGAAAGGUAUGAUGGAGGAAAUGACAACAAAUUGCUUCCCAAACCAUCAGUACCAGUUGCAGCUAAAAAUGAAAUUGGUAUGGAUGAAGUUGAGGAAGUAAAGGAGAAAGAAUUAACAAAAGGCCUAGAUGAGCAGAUAUGUACUCAGUCCAAACCCAGGUAUAGUUUUGGUCAGGAGACUAUAAGUACAGCCACAACAGUAGAUAGAAAAACAGCUACGGCACCACUCAAAAUGUUGAAAGAACCCAUCACACCGGGAGCAAAAGUGGGUGAAGAUGUAAAAUCAACACAAUCUGAUGAUAGGAAAGAUAAAAAGUAUUCCCAGACCAAAUCAGAAAAGAUCAAACAAAAGGUGUCUGUAACAGAAACUGACCCAAAGCAUGCUAAACCCCAGAUUGAUACCCUUGAAUCAGCAGUGGAGACAGAAGGGGAGGAUGCUGAAUUGACAAAGUUAGUCACAGAGCUAAAACAGGGAGGUCUGAUGACAGAGGAAGGGGAAAAGCUGCUCCCAGAUGAGGCAGUAGCCCAAGGUAUCCUCCCUGGUCACACAGCAGUUAAAUUAAUGGCUCAGGCAGGUCUGUUCGGGGGUUUCCUAGAUGCCAGCAGUGGUGAGUCACUGAGCAUGGAGGAUGUUAUGCAGGAGGGUUUACUAGAUGAAGAUCUAAUGUGGAGUGUCCUGAAGUCGGAUAAAACCCUUGCAGGGGUUGUGGAUGUAGAGAAAAGGCAGAUCUGUGGGGUAAGGGAAGCAGCUCAGGCAGGAUUGAUUGACCCCAACACUGCUGCUCGACUUCUAGAAGCACAGGUGGUGUCUGGGGGAAUUGUUGACCUACGCAGAGAUAAGAAAGUCUCUGUCACUUUAGCAGCAAACCUGGGACUGAUUGAGGAGGGUCAAAGAGAAGAGCUUGUAGCACUAGAAAAGGCAUACAAAGGAAAGGAUACAGAUGCAGCGACUUCCCUCACUAAGGCGAGUUUACAGCUACAGAUGGAAGGUGUUAUCGACCCGGAGUCCAAGUUUCCAGUUCCUCUGGAGCAAGCAAUUCAGAAAGGGUUUAUUAAGUCUGAGGAGGCUUAUCAGGUGCUGGCAAAACAGGUGGCUGAGGGUGGUAUAAUCCAUCAUGCUUCAGGGCUGAGGCUGUCAGUUCCUGACGCUGUAGAUAGAGGACUAGUGGAUCGGUCCAUUGCUCCUGGGCUGGAGGAACUAGAGUGGGUCUACCAAGGAAAAGUCAGCCCUUCAUCCCACCCAGAAGCUGUCGUUUUCCAGGCCUCGACAGGAGCCAUUUUAGACCCUGAUUCUGGAUGUAAACUGACAUUGAUGGAGGCAGUUUCUAAGGGUCUUCUGGGUGAGAAUAUUGCCAGUGAAGCCAUGGCUUCUUCUGCUGUAAGACAAGGAGCACUUGACCCCGAAACUGCCCGCAUCGUGCCUUAUUCAGAGCUUGUAAACCAGGGUAAGAUAGAUAUCGAAACAGGCAAACGCUUCUUAGAGGUGAAACCAUUCAGAGGUGUUCAGGAUGAGCAAACUAGAGACAACUUGACCCUUCCUGAAGCAGUUGCGGCAAAGCUAGUUGACCCAGUUCCAGCAUUGAGGUUGCUUCAAAGUCAGGCAGACAGUGGAGGGAUUAUUGACAUCAGUACUGGAGAAAGACUUCCCCUAUCUGAAGCCUGUGAAAGAGGUUUGGUUGAAGACAAUAUGGUCGGGGUAAUUGCCACCAACCAGUUUUUGAAAGGAGGCUUAGUUGAUCCUGCCACUGGAGAUCAAGUCUCUAGUCUCGAUGAUGCGAUUGCAAAAGGGCUUAUCUCCAAUGAAGUAGCUUCAGAGAUUCAGGAGAAAUUGUCUUUUGUGGAGAUGGAGGGUGAUGAGGGCAGUGCUACACCUGUUGCCUCGUCAAAUGGCACAUACAGCCCUGCUAUUAUAUUAUUGGCAUCAAGCUCAGACAGUCCAGCAAACUGGUCAGAUGUAAGCACUGAGGUGCCUUCAAGAUCACCACUUUCAAAGAAAGGUUUGGGAAUUACAGAGGAUGAUGGAAAGACAGUUACAACUGUCGUAUCAGAUCAGUCCCUUUUGUAUGACACCACUACAGAAGAGGACAAAGCAGAAGCGCCUGUGUCAGUGGAAGAAAAGGCUUCAGUUGAGCCAGACAGAUCUGUAGACCUCUUGUGUAAGUUUGCCACUAAUGUUGGGAAAAGGAUUCAAGAAGCCAUUGAAGAAAUCGUACCACAGAAAGACAUCAAUAAAUCAGAACCCCCUCUAAAGCAGAAGCUUGAUGAGAGACUGCAGAUAGGUGUGAGUGAGACUGAUGAUAAACAAAAGGGGAACAUUUUCAGAGAUGCUGUUGCAGAAUCUGUUCAGGCACAUGUCUAUGAUAAUGAAAAAGAUUCACAUGAUGUGGUCAGAAUAGGAGCUGCUGCUUUAAAGUCAGAUGGAGAACCAGGAAACGUUGGGGAAAAGGAGUAUAAACCCAGUGAUGGGAGCAGAUCAGUUAUUGAUCAUGAUUCUGAAAAUGGAAACCUGACAGGUUUUGUGGCAGCAGAGAUAAGAGAUGACAGAGAAAGCAAAGAUAGGACUGAGGUGACAAAACUGAGUGAAGAAGAAUACAGAAAGAGUGGUGUGGCAGCACAGAGAGGUGAUGUUGUAGAUGAGAAGGUUAAGAGAGUGGAGAAAGAGAAACCUUUAAAGACUGAGAUCAAACCCAGCACUGAAGCUGAGCAGACGGAUCAGUUAUUGACCUCUCCAGCUAAAGAGACAGAAAGCAAAAGCAAGAAAAAGAGGAAGAAUAAAAAGAACGGAAAGGGUAAAGAAGCUGAGAGUGAAACACAUCUUUCAGAGAUACAAUUUCUAUCUCAAAUUGAUCAAACUGAUACACACAUAAAGGGUCAGCCUGAAGCCACUGAUGUAGUCAAAGAUGAGCUUGCAUCACAAGACAAAUACAAGAAAUCACAGAUUCGGGGUAAGGCAACUUACACAGGGCCUCCCAAUGCAGAAAGUGUAGCAAAGGUUGAAAAGGCAGUUGAGGCUGAAAAUGAUUUGACAAAACAAGGACAAGAAGAAGUUCCAGCCACUCUAAAAUUUACAAAACCAAUGAUGAAGCCAGAGAAAGACACAUUAAAAAUUGCAUUUUCAGAGGACUCAGAAAAGGAUGAUGAGAGAGUUAAGAUGAAAAGGGAAGAGAAGACGGAGAAAGUUAAAGAGAAGGCCUCAGUCUCUCAGCAACCAGAACAGCCAGAGAGCAGCCAAGAGAAGUCACAGAUUCGGGUUAAGGCAACUUCCACAGGACCUCCCAAUGCUGAACGUGAAGCAAAGAUUGAAAAGACAGUUGAGGCUGAAAAUGAUUUGGCAAAACAAGGACAAGAAGUAGUUCCAGCCACUCUGAAAUUUACAGAACAAAUGAUGAAGCCAGAGAAAGACACAUUAAAAAUUGCAUUUUCAGAGGACUUAGAAAAGGAUGAUGAGAGAGUUAAGAUGAAAAGGGAGGAGCAGACAGAGAAAGUUCAAGAGAAGACUUCAGUCUCUCAGCAACCAGAACAGCCAAAGAGCAGCCAAGAGAAGUCACAGAUUCGGGGUAAGGCAACUUCCACAGGACCUCCCAAUGCUGAACAUGAAGCAAAGAUUGAAAAGACAGUUGAGGCUGAAAAUGAUUUGGCAAAACAAGGACAAGAAGAAGUUCCAGCCACUCUAAAAUUUACAGAACAAAUGAUGAAGCCAGAGAAAGAUACAUUAAAAACUGCAUUUUCAGGGGACUCAGAAAAGGAUGAUGAGAGAGAAAAGAUGAAAAGGGAAGAGCAGACAGAGAAAGUUCAAGAGAAGGCUUCAGUCUCUCAGCAACCAGAACAGCCAAAGAGCAGCGAAGAGAAAUCACAGAUUCGGGGUAAGGCAACUUCCACAGGACCUCCCAAUGCUGAAAGUAAAGCAAAGAUUGAAAAGACAGUUGAGGCUGAAAAUGAUUUGGCAAAACAAGGACAAGAAGCAGUUCCAGCCACUCUGAAAUUUACAGAAGAAACGAUAAAGCCAGAGAAAGAUACAUUAAAAAUUGCAUUUUCAGAGGACUCAGAAAAGGAUGAUGAGAGAGAAAAGAUGAAAAGGGAGGAGCAGACAGAGAAAGUUCAAGAGAAGACUUCAGUCUCUCAGCAACCAGAACAGCCAAAGAGCAGCCAAGAGGUAAAGAAAAAGAAGGAGCAAGAACUGAAACAGAAAUCUACUCUACCAGAUGAUGAGAAAGCAGCCCUGGUACUAAAAGCCAAAGAGAGCAUUCUUAAAAAGGUGUUUGAAAAAGGAGUGAGUGAGAAGCAGGCUGCUGAAGAGCUGCAGGCACUGCGCAAGGAAGUGGGGAAGAAGGAGAGUCGAGGCACAACUGUAAAGGCACGAACUCUGCUAGCUAUGGCCGAUGCAGUGGAGAGUCACGAUGGUGUCAAGACACCCGAUGGUUCUCCAAAAGAGAGAAAGGAAGAGAUGAGUGUCAAAGAAGAAAAAACAAAAUUGACAAGGGUCAAGGAAGAGAAGACUGAGGAGAAACUGUCUGUGAAGGAGGACAUGGAGACCAAACUAUUGGUGGCUUCUUCAAAUCAGAGGGAGGAAAACAAGAGUUUCGGUGAGGAAGACAGACAAAAAGACUAUGAAGCCACUCCAUCAGUCCAGCCUCAAGAAACUAAAAGAAGGAAGAAGAACAAGAAAUCCAAGAGUUUAAAAGAGACAGACAAAACUGAGCCUGAUACUGAGGAGUUACCAACUGAUGAAAAAAUGGAUUCUGAGUUAACAACAACAAAAAUGACCACAAAAUCUGCAAUGACAAAACCAGAUUCAGAUAACUCAGCUUUAACUAAGGAGCAGAGGAUGGACAGACGUACCGAUGGUCAAUCAGCUGGUGAUGUCAGCAGACCUUCAGUUGGUGAAAAGGCAUAUUAUGCUAAGAUCUCUGUUAUUAAGGUUAAAGAAGCUGACACCAGUCAACAAAGUCCUCCACAUUUAUCUAGAUCAGAAGAACCCACUUCUCACAUGGAGGAACAUGUACAGUUGGCAGAGGUUACAUCUACUAGCAAAGAAGAAUCCCAUUCAGAAAAGAGAAAUGCCAAUGAAUCCACUGAUGUUGCUCAUGAGGCUGUCGCAUGCAAAGCAGACAUCCAGCCCACAGCUCAAUCCAUGGCUCCUGGCACACAACCAGGUAAAACCACAAGAAAAGGUAAAAAGAAGAAGGGGCGCCAACCUCCUGAAGCUGAUAGUACCAGUGUGGCCAAAUCUAAAUCUUUAAAAGACCAACAGCAACAUCUUGAAUCUCCAGAAUCAGCACCUUCACUGUCGGAGGAUGCUUCAACUGAGUCUGAAUCACAUGGAGUCCCUGUGUCUGAUACAGCCUCUGAGAGUUUUGGAGAGGAGGAGCGAGAGGAAGAUGUCAGAGGGAGUCGAGAAAUGGUGUUAAACAAAGAGGGGACGACAUCCACAACUGGCAAGUCAUCAUUGAUGCGUCAGGAGUGCUUGGAUCAUGACCAGCAAAUUGUAGCCCUGGUUUCCAUGGUAAGACAUAUUGAGGUCCGACUUAAACAGCAGCAACAGCAGUCUGUUGGCCGGAGCCUCAUCGCCUUGGAUGACGUCAUCAGACAGACUGAGACUCUGGACCUUGAAUUGCGUGACUUGGAGCCUGCGAUCAACAAGGAAGUGAAGGCCGCUGAGGAGCUGUUGAAGCCCCAACCCAAAGAUGUUCCCCCUCAGCUCCUAUUGGCCCUGGAAAAGGAUGGGCGGAGCUUGGCUCGAGGGUAUGAGGCCGCCAGGGCACUUUCUGAGGGCAUUCUGCAAAGUCUACAAGACCACAGGGACUCCUAUAAGGAGGCGGUAACAGCUGAGCUGAAAUCACUGGGAGGACAAGUGGAGAGUCUGCUCUCUUGGUUGAGGGAGACAGAGGCUCAGAUGAAUGGAGGAAUGGCGGGGAUGGAAAAAAUGGAGACAGCAGAAAAAGAUGACAGUCAUGAUCAGCUCACACAGCAGCUGAAUCUCUGCAAGGAGCUCCAAUCCUCUUUGAUGGCUCGCUCUAAUGAGGUCAACAACACGGCCUUUGACAUUCAGGUGUUUAUCUCGGAGCGAGCUCAGGACCUGGCCCCUGAACAGAGCAGGCAGCUUCUGGGGCAGCUCCAGCAGCUCCAGAGAGCCUUUCACCUCGCGUCGGGCCAAGCCCAGGCCUGGGCCGAUGCCCUCUCUGCCCAGAGAGAGCGAGAGGAGGAGCGGCAACGCAGGGAGAGAGUGAAAGAAGAGGAGAAGGACAAAGAGAGGCAGAGUGCAAGGGAGAGAGAGGUGGUUCAACAGCAGAAAGCCGAAUGCUCUCAGAAACUAGAAGGCCUUACCAUGUGGUUGGCUGGAGCUGCCAGCUUGCUGGCCAGUCAGAAAGGUGGAGCAGAGUCAGGUGAUGUGAACGUCUUGCAAGAGAAGCAGAAAAGACUAAAGGAAGCACAGAAGGACCUCCAGACCAAAGAACAGGGCAUCACUGAGGCCAUCCGCUCUGCAGAGGAGCUCCUGGCAGAGCGAGGAGAAAGUCUAAGCCCAGAAGAGAGGCAGAACCUCCAGGAGGCGCUAACAAGAAUGAAGGAGCAGUACAGUGCCCUUAAACAGUCAGCAAACACGUCACUGUCGGAGCUGGACACAGCCAUCAACACCACUCUACAGCAGAACACACAAAGGGCGAAGGCUGAGGAGGAGCUCCAGGAGACCCAAGGCCAGAUAGACUCUCUGCUGAAUGAAUUGUCCUCCCUUAACCAACCAGGUGCAAGAGGAGAUAGAUCUGGAUUGGCCAAAGAUUUUACUGAUACACCGUUCUCACAGCCAGAGGGUGCUGUGAUUACACACACAGAGAACCUGCAGGCGGAGCUUCAGCAGCUCCAGGCUCAACAGGCCCAGCUUCUCCAGAUCACGCAGUCAACUCGCUCCCUUCUGGACCAACCAGACUCCACCGUUCCUCCUGAAGAGAAGCAGCGUCUCAGGGCCGCCCUGGAUCAGCUGCAGGCUCAGCACCAGGACAGACUGCAGAGCUGCCAGGAUCGUCUGAGGAAGUCUGAGGCUCUGAAGGAUGAGCUGACGAAGUUCCACCAAGAACAUGGAAGUUUAGGUGCCUGGUUAGAACAAAGUGAACAGGAGCUCCGUUCUCUAGGGGAAGGAGAAACUGAUGCACAAGGACUGAAGGAUAGGCUGGAGGAGCACAGAAAGCUUGCUGAGGACAUCAUUUGCCACAAGGCGGACCUGCGAUUUGUCUCCAUCUCUGGUCAGAAGGUUCUGGACUCUGUUCAAGGAGCUCUGGAGCAAGUUGGUGAUUCAGACCCAGCUCUGGAGAGCACCAAGCAGCUGGUAACUGACAAGCUGCAGGAUGCUAACCACAGAUACACAACCCUACACACCAAGUCAACCGAUUUGGGCGGCCGUUUAUCCAGCCUGUUGGAGAGGUACCAGCAGUACCAGGAUGAGGUUGUCUCCGUCCACUCUUGGCUCAGCACUCAGGAACAGAACCAAAGCAUAGCCAAGCCCAGUGGGGAGACAGACCCGCAGAACCUGCAGAACACAUUACGACAAGUACAGCUGCUGCAGGACGAGCUGGCUGAACGCUCGGUGCAGCUGGAGAAGGUGAAGAGAGCAGGAAGAGAUCUGGUCAGCACGGACGAGUCUCCUUCCUUGAAAGCUGUCGAUAUCCUAUGUGCCGCAGAUGGUUUAGAGAAGAGGUUUGGCUCCCUCUCUGCAUCUGUGUCAGAACGGGCCGAGCAGCUGCAGACAGCUGUGGCCCAGUCGGUCAGCGUCCAGGAGGGCCUGAAGGGUCUGCUGAGCUGGCUGGACAAACUGGCUCUGAGUCCUGGACCAGUUGAGCCCACCGCGCAUGCUGUACAAGAUGCCUUGACACAAAACCAGAAACUUCGCCAGGAGCUGCUGUCCAGGCAGGGCAGCGUGGAAGCAACGCGAGACUCUGUUUCCAAACUCCUUCAGAGCUCUGACGCCUCCACGGCCUCGGGCCUCCAGGGCGCUUUAGAUGAACUGACGCAACGCUACGCUGCAGCACAGACUAGCCAGGCCGAGAGGGAGGCUGAGCUCAAAGGGCUGCUGCCCAGGCUGGAGAGCUACGAACGGCUGGGGACUGACCUCCAGGUCUUCACCCAGAGCAGACUGAAGGCUCUGAGCCCAGCGGGCCAGCCAGACCGCAGCGUUGAUGACUACAGGCAGACCAUUGAGGAGGUCAGGUCGGAGCUGGAGCAGGAGGCUGGCCAGCUGAAAUCCUUCUGUAACCUCGGCACCGAGCUCAGCCAAUCAAAAGCUUUCAGUAACACUCAAAGCCUAUUGGAUAAUGUCAAAGGAGUGUCUGAUGAGUUCACCCAACUGGAAGCCAGUGUCAGUGAAAGGUUUGCUGCCAUCCAGGCCUGUGAGCAGCAGCUGGUCCAGUUCCGUGGCCUCUCUGGCUCCCUCCUCAGGUGGCUUCAGACGGCACAGGACCAGCUGCCGUCCAAGGAGGCCAGCCUCAACACAGAGGGCCUGCAGAGGAGAGUCCAGCAGCUCAAGGACUUGCUGAAUGACUGGGAGUCACAGGGAUCAAGAGUUCAGGAGCUGAACAAGACAGGCUCAGAGCUGGAGUCCCUCAUCAUUGAUAUCACCGCUCCUCAGACCAAAACUGGUGCUCCUCAAAUCAAUGGCUCAGCAGGUCCCAGCAGUGUCAAUGGCAUUCACACCUGUAAAGACUUGACAGAGCUCCAGGUAGCUGUAUCCGAUGUGAACGGUCGAUACGACACGCUGGGCGGGGAGCUGAAGGAGCGUCUCGGUCGGCAGAAGGCCUCACUGGAGUUGAGGCAGAAGGCCAGGCAGGGCACUGAUGAGCUCAAGAGCUGGCUGACAGACAGAGAGCACAGCCUGAAACAGGGACAGACCGCCUCGCCCUCCAAACCUGAGGUGGUACGCGCCCAGGCCCAGGAGAACAAGGCUCUGCUUUCAGAGCUGGCUGAGCACUCUGGGAAGGUUGAGGAGCUGAAGAGCACACUGAGAAAACUGAUUGCUGACAAUCCUGAUUCUCCCGAGGCAGACACCUGGAGACAACAGCUGCAAGAGAUAGACUCCCGCUGGCAGACAGCCAAUCAGACAGCAGCCCAGAGGCAGACUGAGCUGGAGACGUGUGCCGAUAGGCUGGGCAGCUUUGCCUCGGCGGCCAAUCAGCUGGGCCCGUGGCUGAGGGAGAAGGAGCUGAUGAUGAGUGUGCUGGGACCACUGAGCAUCGACCCCAACAUGCUCAACACACAGAAACAACAAGCACAGUUCAUGCUGCGUGAGUUUGAGACCAGACGGCCACAGUUUGACCAGCUGACCCAGUCCGCUGAGGGAAUCCUCUCCCAGACUGGUGACUCUGCUCAGGACCCUAAAGACCUGGCAGAGGUGCGAUCUGAGCUGGCCUCCAUCUCCCAGCAGUGGGAGGAGCUAACAAACCGACUGACUCAGAGGUCAAACCACAUCGACCAGGCUCAAGGAACCAGCGAGCGGUACCAGGCCUUGCUCAGAGAGCUCUCCUCCAGUGUUUCUGCUCUGGGUGAGAGAUUAGAUGGUCAGGCCUCGCUCAGCGCCCAGCCCGAAGCGUUGAAACGCCGCCUGCAGGAAACCGGAGAGAUCCGCUCAGAGCUGGAGAGACGGCGGACCGAGCUGGCCGAGGCUGAAAAGCUCUGCAAGGAGCUGAGCGCCAUCGUGGCUGAACCCUACCUGAAGGAAGAGCUGAGUAAACGACUGGAGAGUGUCAGCGGGCCUCUAAAGAGUUUAGAGGAGCGUGCAGCUGACGGUCUGUCUCAGCUCCAGGCCGCCCUGUCGUCCACCCAGCAGUUCCAGCAGAUGUUUGAGGAGUUGCGCUCCUGGCUCGACAAGCAGGCAGAUCCCAGAGAAUCAUCUAUCGACUCACUGCCCUGUCAGCCGGAGGCCAUCCGCUCCCUGCUGGCGCAGACGGACGACCUCCAGCGAGGGAUCGCCAGUCAGCGGGGCUCCUAUGAGCUGCUUCAAGCUGAGGGAGCAUCGCUGCUCGCCAGUCUACCCGCAGGCGGAGAUGAACGCACCGCCCUGCAGUCUCGCUUAGGGUCCUUGAAGCAGGACUGGGAGGGGCUGAACCAGAGGCUCUCAGAUCGAGAAGGCAGACUGAAGACCACUUUGAGCAAAGCAGAAACCUACCAGCAGCACAAGGCUGAGCUGAAACCAUGGAUAGCAGAGUGCGAGGAAAAAGAUGGAGAGAUCCAGCCGUCACUGGACUCAUCGGCCCUGGAUGAAGCCUUGCAGAAGGCCCGAGGUCUAUCGCUGGACCUCGAGAGACGACAACCUCUCCUUGAGGCCUUCAACACUGCCGCAGAUCAGCUGCUGGAACAAUGCUGCAUUGGAGAGGAAGAGAUACGAGAUGAGAAGGCCCAGCUGAACCGCAGGGUGGAUGGACUGGGCGAGAGGCUCCACACCCGCACUGCCCAGCUGGAGGAGCUUUCUGGCCGCCUGAAGGAGUUUGAGGAGGGCAGACAGGCAGCAGAGAGGAGGCUGGAGGCUGCCAAGCACCAGAUUGAAGUCCAGGAGGCUCUGGGACCACAGGCAUGUAGUGCCAAGAGCCUGGAGCGGCUGAGAAGCCAGCAGGAGAGUCUCAGGUCUCUGAAUCCUCAGGUGGUGUACCUCAGAGACCUGGCACAGGGGCUGGUACAGGACGCACCCCAGACACCAGGAGGCAGCACCGAUGGGGCACAGAGGCUUCAGGAGCAGGCCAGAGAGACAGAGAAGGAGUUUGAGGAUGUGACUGACAAGAUCGAGCAGUGUUGCUCCUCCCUGGAGUCCCGGCUGCAGGGCGUCGGCGAGGUCCAGUCUCACGUGCGCGACGUCUUCUCACGCAUCGCCGACCUCGAUGAUGAACUGGACUCCCUCAGCCCCGUCGGACGUGAUGCAGAUUCCUUGGCCUCUCAGGCUGAUGCCCUAAAGGGCUUCUUGUCCCGUCUGGCCAACCUCAGGUCAGAGCUGGAGGGUCACACAACAGAGUGCACCACCAUGCUGCGGCGGGAAGGCUCCUCUCCUGACCUCCUGGCUCUCAGAAGAGAGACGGAGGCUCUGAGCCGCCAGGCUGGCAAGCUGAGCGAGCGCGGCCAGGCCAGGUUGGACCAGAUCGAGGACGCUGCUGAGAGGGUUCGGGAGUUCUACAGGCUAGUGGGUGAGCUGCAAGGCCUGCUGGGAAGAGCCGAAGAUGGGCUGAAUGCACAGGGUAUGGUCGGCACAGAGGUGGAGAUGAUCAAACAGCAGCUGCAGGAGUUUAAGGCUGUGGAGAGAGAGCAGGUGGACAGCAUUCAACCGAAGCUGCAGCACAUCAACGCAGUUGGUCAGGGUCUGAUCCAGAGCGCCGCCAAACACACCGACACCCAGGCGCUGGAGCACGACCUGGAAACAACCAACCUCAGAUGGAACUCACUCAACAAGCGGGUGGCAGAGCGGAUCGCCCAGCUGCAGGAGGCUCUGUUGCAUUGUGGGAAAUUCCAGGAUGCUCUGGAGCCUCUGCUGAGCUGGCUAAGUGAUACAGAGGAGCUGGUGGCCAAUCAGAAGCCCCCGUCUGCUGAGUACCGCGUGGUCAAGGCCCAGAUCCAAGAACAAAAGCUGCUACAGAGACUGUUAGAUGACCGCCGGCCGACAGUGGAGAUGAUCCGUGCUGAAGGAGAAAGGAUCGCAGCCACAGCGGACACUCAGGACCGAGAGAAGAUUCAGACCCAGCUCCAGAGUCUGGCAGAGAGAUGGACUGACCUGAUGGACAAGGCCAGCGGCAGGCAGAGGCAGUUGGAGGAGCUGCAGGUUUUGGCUCUUCAGUUCCACGAAGCCCUGGAGCCGCUGGGAGAAUGGCUGAGCACCACCGAGAGACGCCUGAGCUCCGCUGAGCCCAUGGGAACCCAGACGGCUAAGAUCACGCAGCAGAUCGUUAAGCACAAGGCGGUCCAAGAGGACGUGUCCUCACGUGAAGCAGAGGUCGACCACCUCGAGUCCCUCAGCCAAUCGCUGACCCCACUCAGCUGCGCAGCCGAUCGGGAUUGGCUAAGCGAGCGCGUGGGGGCGGUGAGGUCAGGUCACUCGGAACUUGCCGAUUGGUGCUCCAGGCGGGCGGGCAUGCUGGAGCAAGCGCUGGCUAACGCUCAGCUGUUUGGGGAGGAGGAGGUAGAGGUGCUGAACUGGCUGGCAGAGGUGGCUCAGAGGCUGAGUCAGGUCUCCGUCCAGAGCUACCAGCACCAGCUACUGGCCGAGCAGCACAAACACACUCUGUCUCUGAAUGAAGAGAUUUUGAGCAGGAAGAAGACAGUGGACCAGGCCAUCAAGAAUGGACAAGCAUUACUAAAACAGACAACAGGUGAGGAAGUUCUCCUGAUCCAGGAGAAGCUGGACGGCAUUAAGUCUCGCUAUGCUGAGAUGACGGCCAGCAGCAGUAAGGCCCUCCGCACCCUGGAGCAGGCCCUGCAGCUGGCCACACGAUUCGCCAGCGCCCACGAUGACCUCAACCAGUGGCUGGACGGCAUGGAGACGGAGCUCAACAAUGUGGAGCCCGACGCCACACCUGCAUACCAGGAAAGACAGAAGGAGCUGAAGAAAGUGUCAGCAGAGAAGCGUCUGGUGUUGGACACAGUGAACGAGGUGGGCAGCGCCCUGCUGGAUCUGGUGCCGUGGCGAGCCCGCGAGGGUCUGGACCGCCUGGUUGCCGAUGCCAACCAGCGAUACCGACAGUCUGAUGAAACCAUCACUCAGCGGGUGCAGCUGGUUCAAGCUGCCAUCCAGAGGUCACAACAGUAUGAGGAGGCAGUGGAUGCAGAGCUGGACUGGGUCGGAGAGACCGAGCGUAAAUUGGCUUCUCUUGGGCCCCUGAGUCUGGAGCCUGAUGUGACGGUGGCCCAGAUGCAAGUGCAGAGGGCCUUCAACAUUGACAUCAUCCGACACAAAGACACUGUGGAUCAGCUGCUCAGCACCAGAGACGACAUCCUGGAAACCUGCAGCGACGCCCAGAAGGACGCACUGAUAGUGAAGACAGAUUCUCUCAGUGCUCGUUAUGAUACAGUGAGCCAGAGCCACAGCGAGCGGUUCUCGGCUCUCGAGCAGGCCCAGGUUUUGGUCACUCGGUUCUGGGAGACCUUUGAGGAACUGGAGCCAUGGUUGGGCGAGACUGAAACCCUCAUCACCCAGCUGCCACCACCAGCCAUCGACACUGACGCUCUCCGACUGCAACAGGACCAGAUGAGGCUGCUCAGGGAGUCUAUCGCAGAGCACAAGCCCCACAUCGACAAGCUGCUAAAGAUCGGACCCCAGCUGGCCGAGCUCAGCCUCCAGGAGGGGGAGACGAUAACACAGCGCUACACCGAGGCCGAGAGACGCUACCUGGCCAUCAAAGAGGGCGUCAAGGGUCGUGCAACAACCCUCGACGAGGCAGUGUCCCAGUCUGCACAGUUCCACGACAAGAUGGACCCCCUACUGGAGACCCUGGAGGGGGCAGUCCAGCGGCUGCGGCAGCCUCCCCCAGUGGCAGCAGAGGUGGAGAAGAUCAGGGAGCAGCUGGCGGAGCACCGAGCCCAGGGGCUGGAGCUGGACAAACUGCUGCCGAGCUUCUCCGCCCUCUGCGCCCGCGGAGAGGAGCUCAUCGGACGAGCUGCUCACGACGAUCCUGCUGCUCAGGCCGUUCGUACUCGCCUCCUGCGCCUGCGCUCUCUGUGGGAUGAAAUCCGGCAGCGGGCAGAGGAGAGGGAGGGGAAACUGAACGACGUCUUGGAUCUGGCCGGAAAGUUCUGGGCUGACGUGGCGGCGCUACUGAGCACACUCCGAGACUCCCAAGAUAUUGUGAAAGAACUGGAGGACCCUGGCGUGGACCCCUCACUCAUCAAACAACAGAUUGAGGCUGCUGAGGCCAUUAAGGCAGAGACGGACGGUCUGAGGGAGGAGCUGGAGUUUGUCAGGACCCUCGGAGCUGACCUCAUCUUUGCCUGUGGAGAAACUGAGAAACCUGAAGUCAAGAAGACCAUUGAUGAGAUGAACGCUGCCUGGGAGGGCCUGAACCGGACGUGGAGAGAGCGGAUGGAGAGGCUGGAGGAGGCCAUGACAGCGUCUGUGCAGUAUCAGGACGCACUGCAGUCUAUGUUUGACUACCUGGACAACGCAGUGAUCAAGCUGUGUGACAUGUCGACUGUGGGAACUGAUCUGGGAACUGUCAAACAGCAGAUUGAAGAGCUCAAGCAGUACAAGGUGGACGUUUACCAGCAGCAGAUUGACAUGGAGAAGCUGUGCCACCAGGGGGAGCUGCUGUUGAAGAAGGUGUCAGACCAGACAGACAGGGACAUGAUCCAGGAGCCGCUGACCGAGCUCCGACACCUCUGGGACAACCUGGGGGAUAAAAUCACCCACAGACAGCACAAGCUUGAGGCUGCCCUGCUGGCCCUGGGUCAGUUCCAGCAUGCCCUGUCUGAGCUGCAGGCUUGGCUAAACCACACACACACCACGCUGGACACACAGCGACCAGUCAGCUCUGACCCCAAGGCCAUCGAGAUCGAGUUGGCUAAACACCACGUGUUGCGUAAUGAUGUACUAUCCCAUCAUGCCACUGUGGAGAAUGUGAACGGUGCUGGCGCUGAACUGCUGGAGUCGUCUCCCGGUGACGAGGCCAGCCACCUGAGGGACCAGCUGGAUCAGCUCAACAAAAGCUGGCAGAAUCUGCUGCUCAAGACCCAGGAGCGGCAGAAGCUACUGGAAGCUGCCCUGCAGCAGGCUGAAGGUUUCCAUGGCGAGCUAGAGGAGUUCCUCCAAUGGCUGAGGAGGACGGAGAGCCAGCUGUCUGCCGCCAAGCCGACAGGUGGUCUCCCUGAAACAGCCAGAGAGCAGCUACAGCAACACAUGGAGCUUCAGACCCAGCUGACUCAGCGAGCAGACCAGUACCACCGCCUGCUGGAUCAAGGAGAGUCCAUGUUGCUGGCUCGUGGAGGAGAGGAAGCAGGACCCGGUACCACCCAGACACAGCAGAACCUGGCAAUGCUGCAGAACAAGUGGGGCAGUCUCAACACCAAGAUGGACGACCGCAGGGCAAAGCUGGAUGAGGCCGUUUCCUUGGCAACAGGUUUCCAGACCUCUCUGCAGGAUACCAUCAACUGGCUGACCCAGGCUGAACAGACCCUGAACAUGGCCCAGCCCCCCAGCCUCAUCCUGGACACUGUCCUCUUCCAGAUCGAUGAGCACAAGGUGUUUGUGAAUGAGGUGAACACCCACAGAGAGCAGGUCCUGGCUCUGGAGAAGGCCGGCUCUCAGCUUCGCUUUGCCAGCCUGAAGCAGGAUGUCGUUCUCAUCAAAAACCUGCUGCUCAGCGUCCAAGCCCGCUGGGACAAGCUGGUCCAGAGGUCACUGGACCGCGGCCGACACCUCGAUGAGGCCCGCAAACGCGCCAAACAGUUCCACGAGGCCUGGAGGAAGCUGACAGACUGGCUAGAAGAAGCCGAGAAAAGACUGGACUCAGAGCUGGAGAUCUCCAACGAGCCAGACAAGAUCAAAGUACAACUGGCCAAACACAAGGAGUUUCAGAAAGCGUUGGGGUCAAAGCAGCCGGUCUAUGACACCACAGUGAGGUCUGGAAGAGCCAUGAGGGACAAGGCUCAGCUGCCUGCGGACACCCAGAAACUGGACCACCUGGUGGGAGAGGUCCGCGACAAGUGGGACACCGUCUGUGGCAAGAGUGUAGAGAGACAACACAAGCUGGAGGAGGCUCUGCUGUUCUCAGGCCAGUUUGCCGAGGCUCUCCAGGCCCUGGUGGACUGGUUGUACCGGGUAGAGCCCCAGCUGGCUGAAGACCAGCCAGUCCAUGGAGAUCUGGAUCUGGUGUCCAACCUCAUGGACUCACAUAAGGCUUUCCAAAAAGAGCUAGGCAAGAGAACCAGCAGUGUUCAGGCUCUGAAGCGCUCAGCUCGGGAGCUGAUGGACACUGGUCGCGAUGACACGGCGUGGGUCAAAGUUCAGCUUCAGGAACUCAGCAACCGCUGGGAUACGGUGUGCGCUCUGUCAGUCACAAAGCAAACCCGCCUCCAGCAGGCCCUCAAACAGGCGGAAGAGUUUCGUACGGCGAUACAGGUGCUUCUGGAGUGGCUCUCUGAGGCCGAGCAGACGCUUCGUUUCCGCGGUGUCCUUCCAGAAGAGGCAGAGACCUUACAGGCGCUGCUGCACACACAUCGUGACUUCAUGGGCACCGUGGAGGAGAAGAGGACGGAUGUCAACAAGGCUGCUGGCAUGGGAGAGGGCAUCCUGACCGUUUGUCACCCUGACUCCAUCACCACCAUCAAACACUGGAUCACUAUCAUAAGGGCACGCUUUGAGGAGGUGCUGACGUGGGCCAAACAGCACGAGCAGCGGCUGGAGACGGCUCUGACUGAGGUGCUCAACAAUGCCAACCUGCUGGAGGAGCUGUUGUCAUGGCUACAGUGGGCCGAGACCACAUUGGUCCAGAGAGACACCGAGCCGCUUCCUCAGGACAUCCCACAGCUCAAAACACUCAUCACAGAACACCAGAUGUUUAUGGAGGAGAUGACGAGGAAGCAGCCAGACGUUGACAAAGUGACGAAGACCUACAAAAGAAAACCAGCUGAGCCUCCCAGCAGCCUGGCCGACAGGAGAGGAGCUCGCAAACACCAGCAACAACAGCAGCAGCAACAGCAGGCAGCCAUGCAGCUCGCCAGCGGAAACCCACGACUCAACCAGCUCUGUGCCAGGUGGCAGCAAGUUUGGCUGCUGGCUCUGGACCGCCAGCGCAAGCUCAACGACGGUCUGGACAGACUGGAGGAGCUCAAAGAGUUCGCCAACUUUGACUUUGAUGUGUGGAGGAAAAAGUACAUGCGCUGGAUGAACCAUAAAAAGUCUCGCGUCAUGGACUUCUUCAGACGCAUCGACAAGGACCAGGAUGGAAAGAUCACACGGCAGGAGUUUAUUGACGGCAUCCUGGCAUCAAAGUUUCCCACCAGUAAGCUGGAGAUGACAGCUGUGGCAGACAUCUUUGACAGAGAUGGAGACGGUUACAUCGACUACUACGAGUUUGUUGCUGCUCUGCAUCCCAACAAGGAUGCAUACAGACCCACCACUGACGCUGAUAAGAUCGAGGAUGAGGUGACUCGGCAGGUGGCCCAGUGUAAAUGUGCUAAAAGGUUCCAAGUGGAGCAGAUAGGAGAGAACAAAUAUCGGUUCUUCCUCGGAAACCAGUUUGGCGACUCUCAGCAGCUGCGUCUGGUGAGGAUCCUGCGCAGCACAGUGAUGGUGAGAGUUGGAGGUGGUUGGAUGGCUCUGGACGAGUUCCUUGUCAAAAAUGAUCCAUGCAGAGUGCAACAUCCAGGACUUAAGAUUCUCCGCUCCGAUUCCAGUAGCUCCAUCUCAUCUCGUAUAGCUCGUGGUCGCACCAACCUGGAGUUGAGGGAGAAGUUCAUCCUUCCCGAAGGAGCAUCUCAGGGUCUGGCUGCCUUCCGCUCCCGAGGUCGACGCUCCAAACCAGGCUCCCGCAACGCCUCGCCCACCCGCUCCUCCUCCUCGGCCUCCCACAGCGGCGCCUCCCUGCCCUCUGCUCCCUCCGCCCCCGCCACACCGACAGCCUCAGCAUCAUCCAGGUCCUCCCAUACUCACUCGCGUGACUAUGCCAAGCCCUGGCUGGCACACAGUAAAACUCCAACGCCAACCAAGUGCCACUGCUGCCCAGAUCUCGGUCACAGCCACACCACUCCUGGGCACGAGGGGGCAACGUCUGGGUCCAAACUAAAGAGGCCGACGUUCCACUCGAGCCGAGGCUCGCUGACUGGAGAGAACGGAGGAACAACACCCUCCGGCAAACCAUCAAGGACUGAUCCAAAACGAGGGGCAUCCACAGCCAGCGGGCCAACCAGCCGAGCCGGCAGCCGUGCAGGCAGCAGAGCCAGCAGUCGCCGCGGCAGCGAUGCCUCGGAUGCAUCAGAGCUACAGGACGCUCGCUCCGUCUGCUCUGACGCCUCAGACACCCCACGACGACCCGGGGCCAAACCCUCCAAGAUUCCCACCAUCUCCAAAAAGGCCCCCAGCCCAAAGACCCCGGGGUCUGCGAAGAAAUAACUCCAAUCAAAGAGAAGGUGGAGCAGAGCCGUUCCUCCUCCGUUUCACAGAGGGUGGACUGCUAUCAUCGGCCUUUUUGGGUGCACCAGCUCUUCAGUCUGAAGUCUAUCUAACCGGGCCCAGGUGGAGUUUGUGCACAAUGACUGACAGAUCGAGGGGAAAGAAGGAGAUGGGCAAGAUGGGUGAAUCUCCUUCUCACUCUUUCCCUGGUCUCAUAAACGGACUGAAAACCUGCACAAGAGGAGGAGAGUUCUGGUCUGGCAGCCCCAGGCCAGAAUCUGUGGGGUCAACACCGACUUUUCCCCUUUAAGACGUGACCCCAUUUUGCCUUUCAGUCUCCUGCUUUGUCUUUCAGUAGUUCCUCACCAGCGUGGAACCGAACACCAACUGACUUGACGAGAUGCUGCCUUACUUACACACUUCUGUCCCAAUCAGACAGAACAACAGAGAAAGUCUUUAAACUGCUUUGUACCACGCUGACACACAAAUACACACAUUUUAACACAGAGGCGCGGUAGGGAGUGGGACACACCACCACCACCACCACGACUACAAAAACAAAAAAAAGCCCAAAUGACAUUCAGGAAAAAAAAGAAAAAGAAUUGUGGGUCAUUAUUUUGGCUUGUGGGCCAGAUGCCUCAACGAUGAGUUUCAAAAGAAAAUAUGCAACGACUGCCAUGUCGCUUCCUCUGGACUGGUUGGCAAGAAAAACAGUCACCUCAGCAGAUCUGCAGAAGCAGACACCACGUGUGGAGAGCUCGGGAGGCGGGAAACGCUGUCCGACACACACGCACACACACUGGCUAACCUCAGACUCAGAGGGUCGGUGGUGGUGACGGUGGCGGCGGCGGUGCUGCUGCAGCUGAGGGCAAACACUCACACACACAAACACCGCAGAGCAGACUCCUCCCGACCGCUGGAACGUUAAGAUCGGCCUUGUGUGUGCAUUUCAGCAAAGGGCGGUGUGGUUUUGUCACAUGCCGGCGUAACAAUCCCAACACACAAAAAUCACAAACCGGCAAUAGAAAGGACUAUUUUUAUGGCAACACACUCAACUAACAGCACAUUACUGACAAUAUACGACAUGUGUAACCUAACCCCAUGUUAAUGACCGUGUUUGCAGAGUCCGACAACCAGCAUGCACUAAUUGUCUCUUCCUCUGCAGUUCCACCUUAAUGUCUACGCUGCGUUGCCCAUAGCAACCCAGCAGCACACACACACACACCCUCUCACGCACACAAGGUGGUGUGUAUUAUGUGUGUCAUUGUUACAGGAAAUGAUAAGAGGUCUUUGACUUGAGUCACUGUAUGCAAAAAUUUUAAUUUGCGAAUGUCUUUUUUUCUUCUUCUUCUUGUUUUCUGGUUAAUUUAUAAUCCAGUUGUAUUUUUGUUAUCUAGCUUGAAAGGAAAAUCUAUUUAUUUUUCAGUUUCAUGUCAUAUCACCAUUGGCGGAGAGUGAUUUAGUAUUAUGGUUAAAGAAAUUGUGUUUUUUUUUUUGUACCAAGGAAAUGUCCGCUCCGCUCUUUGACAUUAUCUGUGUGUUUCUACUUCAUUGUAACAUGACAUUAUUCACUAGGUCUCUGAUUCUAGUGGCAGCCUUGUUUGGUCAUUUGUUCUUUCUUUGCUAAUGACUACAAUUCCCAGACCACGACCAAAGGGGUUUGCCCUUCAUGUGUAGAGAGAACUACAAAUAUGAAUGACAGGAGACGCGGGCAGAGUGGACCAAUGAGAGCGGGUGUCCUCCCUCAUGUCCCUCCCAGCGUCUCUUCUUCUAGGCUUUUUUUCAAAUGUCCCGUCAUUGACGUGGCUGAGUUGUCUCUGUGUUAUCUCAGUGUAAGAGAGGAAGUUUAUGAAAAACUAAUGAAAUUACAGUAAGAAAGAAGAAGACAUCUUAAGGUGAUUUUUAUUUAUUUAUUGUCUCUCUGAGGGGAGGGGGAUUUGGGGCGCAGGAGACGAGUCCUCCACUUUUUGAUGCUGUGCUACUCUCAGUGUGAUGAUGACAACAUGGAGGGAGGGAGGGGUGUUACUAGGAGUCAGUUGUGUAAAAGUUAAACAAAAAACUAAAAUUAUAAACAAUUUUUUGUUCUGUUUUUGUAUUAAAAUAUGCUUGCAGUAAAACUGUCUCUUGUUUUUAAUUAUUUUUGGAUUAUUCAUGGACAAUAAAUCUGACUGUAUCUGUC